AUGAACGUGCCACGCAACCUCGAUCCCAAGGAUAUCCAGGUCCAUCUGGCCAAUUUCAAGGCCGAAAAGUACAUCGACGGCUGGGCCGCCCUCUGGGACAAGGGCGACAGUCUGCCCUGGGACCGCGGCUUCCCCAACCCAGCCUUGGAAGACGCGUUGGUGCAGCGCGCUGGCACGAUUGGCGGGCCCCUCACUCAAGACGCACAGGGCCAGUCAUAUAGGCGGAAAGCCUUAGUUCCUGGCUGUGGCCGCGGUGUGGAUGUCCUCCUGCUGGCAAGCUUUGGGUACGACGCCUAUGGCCUGGAGUAUAGCGCUACUGCCGUCGAGGUAUGCAAGAAGGAGGAGGCAGAGAAUCACAGCUGGUAUCGCGUGCGGGACCAGAGUGUCGGUCGUGGAAAGGUCACGUUUGUGCAGGGAGAUUUCUUCGAUGAUGCGUGGCUGCAGAAUAUCGGGGUGCCUCGGAAUGGAUUCGACAUCGUUUAUGACUACACAUUCUUUUGUGCCCUGAGACCAGAGCUCCGUCCCAAGUGGGCACUUCGACACACUGAGCUCUUGGCUCCGUCUCCAGCGGGCAACCUGAUCUGCCUGGAGUUCCCUCGUCACAAGGAUCCUCUGGCUGCCGGGCCCCCAUAUCCCUCGCCGUCCGAGGCGUACAUGGAGCACCUGAGCCACCCCGGUGAAGAGAUUGCCUACAAUGACAAGGGCCUCAUCAAGCCGGAUCCGCUGCGGGAGCCGAGCACGGCCGGCCUAGAGAGGGUGGCGCACUGGCAGCCUGAGCGCACGCAUGAGGUAGGCCAGGGUGAGAAUGGGGUGAUCUAUGACAGAGUCUCUAUUUGGCGCCGACGUAAUUAG
Molecule: messenger RNA, 852 nt
Organism: Penicillium canariense
Lineage: Eukaryota; Fungi; Ascomycota; Eurotiomycetes; Eurotiales; Aspergillaceae
Product: putative thiol methyltransferase
Exons: 2
Coding region: 1-852 (283 amino acids)
Molecular function (GO): thiopurine S-methyltransferase activity
Source: RefSeq, a predicted model, not a curated record